UCCUUCCGGGUCAGCCCAAGAGUUUUUGUGAUCUCCGCGUGUAUUCUCUGCAGCGCUGCGACUCUUUCUGGCCAAGUACUUGGGUGCCUUUUUUUUUUUGGCGGGGGGCUCCUUCUUCUCCUACUUACCUACCCUGUACCCCAGGCCUUCUCCGCAGCCCCUGGAGCAGGCAUCUUCCGAAAUGAGCUCACAGAAAGGGAACGUGGCCCGUACCAGACCUCAGAAGCACCAGAACGCGUUUAGCUUCAAAAAUGACAAGUUCGAUACCAGUGUUCAGACGAAGAGAAUAAAUGCAAAGCUUCAUGAUGGAGUGUGUCAGCACUGUAAAGAAGUUCUGGAGUGGCGAGUAAAAUACAGCAAGUACAAACCACUGUCAAAACCUAAAAAAUGUGUCAAAUGUUUACAAAAAACAGUGAAGGAUUCCUAUCAUGUGAUUUGUAGACCUUGUGCUUGUGAACUUGAAGUUUGUGCUAAAUGUGGAAAGAAGGAAGAAAUUGUUAUUCCGAUCAAUAACAGACUAGAGAAGACAGCAGAUGUUGAAAGUGAUGAAAUAGCCAACUCCAAGAGAAGAAAUGGAAGAAUUGGAGAACAGAGCAGUGAUGAAUUGGAUUUUGAUUUUGAUUUAAACGAAUCAGAAGAUGAAGAACUAAAUAAUCCUAGCAGCUAUAACAAAAACAAAUCUGCAAGUUCGAAAACCUAGCCAACUGACAGAUCUUGUAAAAAGACUUAUGCAAGUCUAUACAAGAAAGUGAAAGCUCAUUGAUGUGGGUUUAAGGGUACCUGGGUUCUGAUCUUGCUAUUGUUAUUAACCAAUUAUGUAAACAUAAACAUAGUAAACAUGUAAACAUAA
Gracilinanus agilis (Agile Gracile Mouse Opossum) is the source of this 850-nucleotide messenger RNA. It is a transcript of the gene C1H9orf85, whose product is annotated as chromosome 1 C9orf85 homolog. The transcript has 4 exons. NCBI's taxonomy places the organism in Eukaryota, Metazoa, Chordata, Mammalia, Didelphimorphia, Didelphidae. The record is from RefSeq and is a predicted model, not a curated record. Bases 182 to 700 code for a protein of 172 amino acids.